AUGCCGUGGCUCUCACCCCUCGACUCCCCGGCCGUCUCGCCACGGAGCGGAUAUCACUCCAAGCUCACCAAUGGCAUGAACAAUACGAUGGCGGGGCAGAUGCCCCUGGCCGUCACUUUCAUCCCCUCUCUCAUUGACGGGGCGUGCGGCACGCUUCCGAACCCGCGGCGCUCGGCCAUGGAGCGGAUGCGAGGCGACAUGUCGCACGCUCUCACACUGCUCCCGGAUAUGCUGCGUGCGGCCAUGCCUCGCCGGUGGGCCUCGGCCUCUAGGAUGGAAAUGAUGGAGAUGGUCCAGCAUGCUUGCCUCGCAAUGCUUGAGAUGUGCUUCCUCGCUUGUGUUGUCCCGCUCUGGGCAUGUCUCCCUGGUCUGAUGUUCGCGGCGUGGAUGGGCUGCUGCAUGUCCAUGAUCAUGUGCAUGGUCUGGAUGCUGAACGGACGUGGAUCUGCGGGGCAAAUGGUGCGGUCGACUGCGGCUGGUGACUGGAUGAUGGGCCAGGAUAUGGAGGAUGAGCGUUGGUUCUUCGUCGGGGGCGUGGGGGUGAGCUCAAGGACCAUGACCCAGUCAACACUUCCCAUGCUGUCCAAACUGUUCAACAGGACCAUAACAAGCGUCUGCGCGCCCACAUACGGCCUGCCAUUCGACAUGCUCGCCCUCAUCCUGCAGCGGUCCCUCCACACCAUGAUGCCCUCGCCCACGACCACCGCAAUGUACGCCCAGGUGCGCGCCUCCCUCCUCGACCGCAGCGUGUCGCGGACGGUGGUCCUCGCGCACAACAGCGGCGCCGUCUGCGCGUCCCAGAUCCUCCGCCAGCUGUACGCCGACGUCUCCCCGGACAAGAUGUCCAAGCUGGAGGUGUACACCUUCGGCGCCGCGGCCACCGACUUCGUCACGCCCCUCGGCGGCACCGCCGCGUCGGCCGUGGCCGACUCCAAGCGGCUCGCUGGACAGCAGCAGAUGCACGCCGCUGGGGUCGUGGAGUCCCGCGAGCCGCAUAUCGAGCACUUCGCCUUCGUCAACGACCCGCUCGCCAGGAUGGGCGUGCUGCGUAGUGUUCGUGAGGACCUGGAGGGGCGCUUCUGCGGGGGUGUCUUUGUGCUGAACUGCCCCGGUUCCAUGCAUCAUUGUGAGGAGAGGACCGCCGGGAACAUAGCGUCGCGCCCGAUGAUGUCCAUGACGGAUUACAUGUCCUGCCUCUUCCCCCAACAACACCAAGAACAGAGCCACAACUCCCCCGGAAACGUGGAACAGUGCAGCAGCAUCCUGGACUGCAUGAUGGCCAUCGACCGCGACACGGCCGAGAAGCGCGAGUUCGCCGCCAUGGCCAACCAGAACAACUCCAACAGCUCCGAGAAGCGGACCAAGCGGCUCAGCUGGACGGGGCUCGGCGCCACCGCCAACGGCAUGAAGGGCAGCAUGGACGGCGUCGUCGGGCUCGAGAUGGCGCGCACGGGCUGCAGGGAGUGCGAGGGCCACCGCGCCAGGGACGUCAGCAGGCUGGCCAGGUACGCCGGCCUCCACCAGCAGGGCCGCUUCUCCGCGGGCAGCAUGGACAACAGGCGGGACGUCGCGGAGGCUUCUGGCGUCGGGAAGGUGCAGUAG
Molecule: messenger RNA, 1602 nt
Organism: Diaporthe citri
Lineage: Eukaryota; Fungi; Ascomycota; Sordariomycetes; Diaporthales; Diaporthaceae
Exons: 2
Coding region: 1-1602 (533 amino acids)
Source: RefSeq, a predicted model, not a curated record